CGGCCGCUGUGCAGCUGUCUGACCCGUACGCGUUAUCCUGCGCAGCAGUGCGCUUAUAGAACAUGCUGAUCGAUAGUGAAGCUCGCAGCCUGCUAAUGGAGAUACAGUCUGCUAGCUAAGUUUGUCUGCCCAGUCUAAAGCAGUGUCAGUCCGCCAGCCGCUGGCGCUGGGUCGCUCGCCUCGCAAUGCGUUCGGAUUUGACGCUCUUGCUAUGGCUGACCUGAAAAGUCUUUUGGCUCUGCACAUAUCAGACCGCUAGCGGCUACGUCGGAGGACUAAAAUCGGAAUUUAAAGGGUGAGAUUUGUGAAGUGUGGAGACACGCAAAGACACCAGCCGGGGACCGCCGGAAUUGAGACUCGCACCACCGGAGGCGUCUUUUCGAGCGAAUUUAAUUUAGAUGUGAGAAAAUAUAACAUUGGUAAAUCAUGUCAGAUAGUCAGGCAUGUAAUACCCGAGCUCUUCAAUUCGCUUUUCCCAGGACUCGCGUCUCGACAGGCCGCUGACCAGACCACAGCACCCGACAGGGCAGAGGCCGGACCGGUAGGCGGCGGAGCCGGGCGGCGUGCGGCGGGCGGCUGGCGUGUUUCUCCUGUGGCCUGAGACGGCUGGACGCCAGCGCUGGGCACCAUGCUGAGCAUCUUGGCCGCGGGUUCCGUGUUCUUCCCAGGCCUCUUCCUGCUGUCCAAGCAGUGCCUCAAGCGCAUCCCCGGACUCAGCUGGAGCGAGGGAGAUGCCGUGGUGGUGUCCGCCAGGUUGGUGUCCUCCAUCCAGGCCAUCAUGGCCUCCUCCGCUGGCUACAUCAUCUCCACUUCCUGUGAUGACAUCAUCGAGGACCAACACUGGCUGACCAGCGCCUAUAUCCUGUUCGCCGUGCCCUACUUCGUGUACGACAUCUACGCCAUGUUCCUGUGCUACUGGCACAAGCUUCGGGUCAAAGGUCACGAGAUUGACAACGGCCCCAAGCCCAUGGGCGUGGCCCUUACCAGUUAUCUCCGAAGAGAGUUCCUCAUGGUCCUGCACCACGUCGUCAUGGUCACCGUCUGCUUCCCUGUCUCUGUGUUCUGGAGGCGGGGCCGUGGGGACUACUUCCAGGGAGUCAUGUUCCUGGCUGAGCUCAGCACACCCUCUGUGUGCCUGGGCAAGAUCCUCAUCCAGUACAAGCAGCAGCAUACUCUUCUCCACAAAGUGAAUGGGCUUCUCAUGUUGGUCACUUUCUUGGUCUGUCGAGUCCUUCUCUUCCCUUACCUAUACUACGUUUACGGCAGGUAUGCCUCGAUCCCGUUCCACCUGGUCCCCCUGUCCGUCCCAUGGCAGUGUAACCUGGGCGCGGCGCUCCUCAUGGCUCCGCAGCUCUACUGGUUCUCCCUGAUCUGCAGGGGGGCUCUGCGCCUGUUCAGGAGGGGGUCCUCGCGCCCCUCCGCCCGUCCCGCCUCGCUCUCCCCGAAAAAAGAGCGUCCAGACUGGGACGCCCCGACGCCAGCGCAGCCAUCCAACGGGUACAACGCUCGCAUGACCGAGCACGAGACAGCCUCGGCCAAUCACUGAGGCCAGCGGAGAGGGUGACCAGGACAGGAACCCAGGACGGGAGGGAGGAGGAGGAGAGGAAGGAGGGACACAAGAGAAAAGAGAAAGAGACAGAAUGACUGCAUGAAGGGAAAGAGUGGACGAGAGUGGACUUUCAGGAAGGGGCCUGGGUGACGCUUAGGUGGAGAUGCGUGGCAGUGUGGCGCUGCACAGUGCUCAAGCGAGCUGCUGGUUUCAUCUGUGAAAACUCUCUAGGUCUCUGGCUUAAAGCACUAAUCAGGGAAGAGAGUUUUCCCAGGGAAACAAGUCUGUCGCAGUCACACAUUUAAAGUGCGGGAAGACGGAGGUGAAAAAAACCCAAUGGAUUCAAAUAUGUGUGUGUGUAUAUACAGUAUACUCCAUGACUUAUUUAACAUGUAUGUACAUUAUAGCGUAUGCCGCUGUCCAGGCCCGGGUUUCUGCAGCAAGACAUGACUAACCUAAGCUAAGCUAUGGCCUCUGUACACGCACACACACACACACACACACACACACACACAGCCGUAUUUCCAGUAAGGAGGAGGGUGAACUGUGGAUAAGGUGAGCUGGGCUGAAGCUGUUGGAAUGUAGGUGCUCGGGUCCCCAUGGGACCUGACUGUGACAUCCGUAUUUACUGUAUCUAUGACAAACGGGCACUGCGGAGAUGCUGGCAGGUGGUGAAGGGGGUGGGGGGCCUGACUAAGCAGCACUUUGGAUUUGAGAGUUAAGCUGGGGUGGGGGGGGGUUGAUGGAGCUUUGGUGUCGACCACUUAAACAAAAACAAGUAAACAAAAACAAGUAAACGUUCUGUACUCGACAUCCACACAUAUAUUGGCAUAGAUUGCACGGAGUGGAUUCUUUACCCAGGGCUAAGGGUCAGCCUGAAAGCUCCUUGGAGUUGGUUGGCAGAUGGCAGAGCUACCUAUAGAUCUAGAGGCAUAGGCGAUCCUACCCCAGGGUCUGGCAUGCCAUGGUUCCUAGGGUCUGGCAUGCCAGGGUUCCUACCCCAUGGUUCCUACCCCAGGGUCUGGCAUGGCAGGGUUCCUACCCCAUGGUUCCUACCCCAUGGUGCCAUGCCAUGGUGUCCCAUGCAGCCACAUUCCACGGGCAUCAGACUGCUUUCAGAGGAGACAAUAGUGAAAACACCAAAGGGGGGGCUUUGUGGUAGUCUAUAGUGUAUAUUGGAGACUCAAUACAACAGGACCAAUAAACAGUAUCUAUCCAAUGUAACAAAGUCCUGUCCGUAUUCAGAACAGUACGCGCAGGAUUUAGGAAUGUAUUAUUUUGUAUAUGCUAGUGCAUUGUUUCUAGAUGGCCUGUUCAACUUAGUCAAAUGCAGCUGGAAACAAAGAAAAACAAAAAAAACAAAAAACAUACUAAUGCUACGCAAGUAUUUCCGUCUCCUACUUAAACGAUAGUUGCAGUCAUUUGAAAUCAUCAGUGCCCCUGUCUUGGAGGCGAGGGGGGGUUUUCUUGCAGAUGGCGUAUUGCGCUGCCUUAGCCUUGAGAACAUUUUAUACUUUCUACUUUCCUCAUCUACUCGUUUUAGUUCAGGACGAGCAUAUUUCCUCGCAAUAAAAAAUGUGACUGGUGUACAUAGCAGCUGUAUGAUAUGGUAACUUAGUUAUUUGCACAUUGUUCAUUUUAGUAUUUAUGGUUAAUUUAUGUGAUAACGUUUUAGACAUCUUAUGUUUCGUUAGCGUUUUCUGGGUUUUUAUUUAUUUUUGUUGAAUAGGUUUUGCUUCUAGUAGUAUUUUCCAUUCUUUCAUCAGUUUAGGCUUGUUGUGUAGCCACACGUGUCAAGUUGAGCGAACGGCCUAACAUUGUUUCUGGUGUAGCCUGACAGUCCCUGAUAAUAGUGUCUCUGCUGGCUCUUGAGGAGGGGGGGGGGCAGAUCUGGGUACCUUAACCCAGAUGAAGUGCUAAACCCCCUAAGAGAAGAGCCCUUGGACUUUGUUCAGUUAGAAGAUUGAAGCCCCCGGGCUCUUCUAUUAUCAGGUUUACAGCAUCUGCUGGGUUAUCUUCCCAGGGCUUGCCACUACACCACCUACUUGGAAUCAUGGCCUGGAGUCAUUUAGCGUAACAGAAAGGGAUCAAUUCUCCAGAUUUUUUAAUUCUUCAGUUGGUUUUGUUUACCCACAAGCCUCAGCAGUUCUACCCUUCUUCAAUUCUCAUUGGUUGUUGAGAAUAGCAAGUGUAUCCUUAAGAAAAAAGUCAAAGCCCUGUUCCUGUUCUGUCUUUGUAACAUGCUUGUUGUUGACAGUUAUCCUGAAUGGAGAUCCUAAAUGAAACCACUAUUCUAGAAGGCCUUGGCCUACUCAGAUCUCAUUGGUGCAAAUAUAACUAGAAAUAACCAUUUCUCACACUGCACUGUGUACUUCUAUCCUCAUAAGCUUGUUAUGUGUUCAAUGAGUUAUUAUGAUUAUUUAUUUGUUCAUUUGUGAUUUUGAAUGUGCAUAUGUACACACAUGUUAGAAAAGACAAAAUGUUACCCCUUCAGUUCAACUAUAUAUGACAGCUUUGUUGUUAUUCAAACAUGAUGGAAAAUAUACUCUUAUAUCCUG
Messenger RNA from Alosa sapidissima (American shad), 4107 nucleotides. It is a transcript of the gene tlcd3bb, whose product is annotated as TLC domain containing 3Bb. Gene Ontology annotation, cellular component: membrane; endoplasmic reticulum. The record is from RefSeq and is a predicted model, not a curated record. Bases 629 to 1546 code for a protein of 305 amino acids. Gene Ontology annotation, biological process: lipid homeostasis; ceramide biosynthetic process. Lineage: Eukaryota; Metazoa; Chordata; Actinopteri; Clupeiformes; Clupeidae. Gene Ontology annotation, molecular function: sphingosine N-acyltransferase activity. The transcript has 7 exons.